This is a messenger RNA of Trichophyton benhamiae CBS 112371, 2883 nucleotides long. RefSeq lists its product as uncharacterized. NCBI's taxonomy places the organism in Eukaryota, Fungi, Ascomycota, Eurotiomycetes, Onygenales, Arthrodermataceae. The record is from RefSeq and is a predicted model, not a curated record. The transcript is spliced from 2 exons. Bases 1 to 2883 code for a protein of 960 amino acids.
AUGGAACCAUCAGCCUCAAUAGUUUCGCCCAAUUCAGAUCCGCUUCCGGACUCGGACACGGUCAAGUAUCCAAUAGUCAACCCGCAGGUCUUUCUCUCGGUAUCAGACGAUGCACCUAGUAUUGGGGGGACUGUCAAAACACCAUUCGCGUUUUAUGUCGAAAAGUUUUCUCUAACGCACGACUUAAAAUCGGAAAAUGAGGAGAAGGAACCGUUUGAUAGAUACUGCAUCUAUACAGGAGAGCUCUACGGGCCAGAGCUAACCGGUAAGGGGUGUAGCAUUAUCAUCUCCGGAAAAGGGGGCGUUGAGAGCAAUCCCGAUGCAUACCAAGGAGGGACAUUGCAAAUUUUCGCAGAGCAUGUCGAGGCUGCUGCGGUAGAAAAACUGCAUCUUGACGCUGGAGGAGGCCCUGGAGCCAACCGGCAGCCAGUAACUGGGACAGAUGUUGGACCCCGUGGCGGAAAUGGAGGACAAGGGGGAAGGGUCGAUGUUGUCUUUGGUUGUAUUUUCGAGCAGCCCAUUGAGCAAGGUGCCGAGCUUGUUAAAGGGCUGAUGGAUCCAAAGAAAAAGUGGCCUACGGAUUUCGAAGACAAGAUUAAACGGUUCGUCAGCUUCAUCACCCUGAAAGAAAUCAUGGCAGCCAUGACAAUACCGCCAUCAAUGAGCAAAGUAGAGACUAUGAUGGCCGCUCCAAAAGAGUCAAUACAGCCGGCUCUCAUACAAUUUCUUAUAGAUCUGGCAGCGCAGCGAGAUAGCUUGACCAACGCCUUUGAGCAACACACCAGCGUCGAGGGCGGGCCAUACGGUACUGGCGGCAUGGGAGACAAGCAACGGGGACCAAAUGGAGACACUGGUAAACCAGGGAGCCGCAGUGUUUACAUAUUGUCUGACCCGGCAAAACUAUUGGAGAGUGAAGUGUGCUUCGUGCACCCGACACAGUGCCGGAUGUUGUUAGAUAUGGCCAACCUGCUCUGGUUCUGUGGAUCUCUCAACGAAAAAGCCCGCGCAGCAAACAUUUAUACCCGUCUGAUGCGGAGGCUGGCCUUCUUAGGGGAUGUGAAGGAUGAGAAGGUAUCCAAGACACGCCUAGCGGAAGCAUAUCGCAAAUCAGAGCCAUCUUUGUUCAUCCUCGGCGGGGCGCCUGGGGAUGAACCCAUUUCAUUCACCCUUUUGCGUGCAGUUAAGGACGAAGCUCACGGAAACCUGCUGAGUCUCCUAUCAGGGAAGACCAUCUUCGGCGAUGACAGGGAGAAGGUGCCACGCGGUUCGUUUGGGUUCUACCAAACAGCCAUUGCCCCGUUGCUCACUAAUUUGAAAGAAGUUGAAAAGACAUAUCGCAGGUUUUUGGGAGGUGAAAUGGAUGCCGAAGAGAAGAAACAGGCAGUUCGUGACAGGCUGGCUCGGUGUGACUUCCGAAAGCGCCUUGUCCAAGAUGAAAUCAAAGAAAAGAAGAACGAUCUCGAUACAAACUUGCAACGGCUCCAUCUAUCAACAGAGUCCAUUGGUCCGGCAAAGAAAAGCCUGAUGAAUGCCUAUAAGGCCGUUGAGGAACAAGUCAAAACAGGGGUCACCGUCUCCUGGGAGGACCUCAUGUCUGCCCUGUCACAAGUGAUUUUUGUGCAUGGAUCCGCACCCAUGGUCGCACUGCAAGGCGCAGACCUCAUCCACAACGCACUAGAAAAGCUUGAAUCUGAUUCUGGUGUAAAGAUUGACAGAAGCUUGCUGCUGCAUGAUGCCAAGGAUAUGAAGGAGUCUGUCGAAGGUUUAGCCGAAGGGUAUACGUUGCUCAAAGACGGCGGCGUGGAUUUCGACGACCCAGCUGCAACAAAGCUCCAAGUACUUGCGGAGAAGGCGGACGCUUUCUGGAGCCAGUUCGAAAAUAUCCUGGGCAAACCUGUGCUGGACAACCUGAGAAAGAGGUUCCACGACUAUAUUGGUAAGUUGGAUGUUGAAGGUAAAAGGCGUUCAUAUCUUGGUUGGCUAACGAUCAUGGCAGCAAUUGUAAAGGAGCGGAAUGCCGCAGUCAUUGGAUAUACAGAGGCAGUUCUCUUGCUGAUCAAGUAUCAGACAGAGCUCGACGCCCUUGCUGCUGAACGGGCUGACAUCUCCCGGGAGGAGUAUGACCAACUUGGUGCAGAUCAUCCGACUAUGACAGCUUUCAUGAAAAAACUUUACACAGAUGCAAUCCACACCACGCAGGAAUGGCUAUAUAAAGCGCAGCGUUCGUAUCAAUUUGUCAGCCUAGACCGGGCAAACGUAGUGGGGGAUCAAAUGGAAGGGUUCAAAUUCUCAACAUUCAAUUCGGCAACGUUGAUCUCGAUCAACUCAACACUCAUCACAAGGUAUAAUACUUUCAUUGAAAAAGUAGGUACCGAGCCUCAGACAUUUAAUGGUCUAAGAUACGAUAUCGAUGAGAUGUAUGUCGACAUGAUCCAAGAUAGUGGAACGGACGGCAUCACACAUACAAUUGAAAUACCGGUCUUUGAUAUCCAUAAGCCGAAUCCAUUCGGCUCUAUGGUCGACAUUCGAUUAACCAAGGUUCGCUUCUAUUUAGACGGGGCCAAGACCGAUUCUCACUUCUUGGAUUUGACGUUGAAGCAUCAGGGGAAGGAGACGAUACUCAAUAAGCAAGAUGAACGGUUCGACUUUGUCCACGACCCGCUGAUCGCUAAAUUCAGGUAUAAUAUCGACAGCCCAAUGGUCAUGGGCCCAGGCACCACGGAUGGGGAUGUGGGAUCGGUAGGAGAGGACCGCUAUGCAAAGGUAGGACCUUUUACUCAGUGGACAUUCCAGCUCACUACCGACAACAACCCGGGGUUAAACCUUGGCAAAGUGAGUAAGGCUUACUUCAUGUUCUGGUUUACCUAUUAUGAGACGAUGUAG